Molecule: messenger RNA, 3138 nt
Organism: Oppiella nova
Lineage: Eukaryota; Metazoa; Arthropoda; Arachnida; Sarcoptiformes; Oppiidae
Source: the annotation of a GenBank genome assembly
CGUUGAGCAAAUGGCGGAUUAAAUGGCAAAACAGUUGCCAUUCAUUUGACUCUUUGGCUAAUUGUGUGCUAAUUGUGUCGACAUUUGGGUGAAUGCAGUGAAGUGUUAUGUGGAUGUGUUUGUCACCACAACACCAUAGAUAUGAUGAGGAAUAAUAUGUCACUUCAGUUGACAGAUCAGCCGCACAAUGCGGUGAGUGGGAUCAACCGGAACAGCCCUUCGCGCACAAGUAUCCGAAUAUCGCCGCCAAUCGCACCCAACAAUGAGACCAAAACCAAUGUGAGGACCAAUUCAUCAAAUGUCAUGAGAAGUGAUUCAGAGCCGCACUCUUUGCUCGUCAACCAGACGUCUGGUAUCCAUCCAAACAACGUGUUGAUGAAGAAUAGCAAUGAUGUGGUCAAUGAUAUGUAUUCUCAUCCAUAUUAUGAUUCAAAUAAUUAUAUGUCUCAUACCAACAAAUACGGUAUAAGUGUUGGUCAGACAGCUAUGAUUGGGACCAAUGGUGUAAGCAAUGGUGCAGUUGUUGUUGCAAACGGCAUGAAUUGUGUUAACUUAAACCCAAACACUAUUAACCACUCGAGGGCUUCCCUCGAAGACCAUGGCGUAGAUGUGGGACGAGUCAGUCCCAGCACUAGUAGUAAUGACAGCAGAAAAUCGAGAUAUAGUUCUGCGAGUCUGGACAGUGGCCGCGGAAGUGAUACUAAAACUACUGGCCAAUCGCAUCGAGUGUCUGUUCACAGCUGCGAGUCAUUGGGCUCUCAAUCCAGUAAUAAAGACAACUAUAACCGCAACUCGUCUUCGUCUUCAAGUAUCGGCAGUGGAAAUAGUGUGACAACUGAUGCCGACAUUACUAUUACUGGCGAUCACACCUGGACUUCAGUAAGUGGUGCCAGUGUUGGCCCAUCUAUUACUGGACCCCUCAGUAUUCCCGAAAUGGUUUUGCAUGGAAUAUCUGAUGAGGAGAUAAUCCAUUCAUGGCUCUCGCGAAUCCACUUCUCGGAAUACGCCAAUAACUUCAUCCGUGCCGGUUAUGACAUGCCCACCAUCUCCAGAAUGACACCUGAGGAGUACUUCCCAAUCCUAUGUCAACAGGGAUAUGAUUCGGUCGAUAGGGUGACUGAGCUGGCCUGGGAGGACCUGGAGGAGGUGGGCAUCACUAAGUUAGGCCAUCAAAAGAAGAUAAUGUUAGCCAUAAAGAGGAUACAAAGCGUUAACAAUCAUAUGAGUCGCUCUCAACCAUCGGAAGCAUCGCAUAACUUAUCACUUCCACUGAUAUACAGUAACACCAAUGCCUGCGCUGAUGGACUAACUCGUGCUCACAAUAACAGUUAUCAGAUGCCAGUCAACACCCAAUUUCAAGAUACAGUUCCCAUCAAAAUGUUCGCACCGACCAAAUCGACGCCUUCACCCACUACUGAACAGCCCAUAACUCCACAGCUGAAGACUUUCCAACAGUUGCCGAACAAUGGGUUCAUGUUUUGCAGACAACGAAGCGAAGGCCCGUAUUUGGCUUUUAUACCAAAUGACACACAAAAUGCUGUCUUUCAAUCAUCUCGUGGCAGAUCUCUUGAGAGUUUGGAUAACAAUGAAAGCAAUUAUUAUCACAUGUAUUGUGCAAAACAACAACAACCCAAUCAUAUGUUCAAUGGGUUUCCAAAGCAAACGCCUUUUUGUGACAAUGAUUUAACUCACAGAGAAUGCGAACAAAUCCAUGGCUACGAAACGGACAGCGAAUUGAUGAAUAGCUAUGCAAACAAUCGGAGAAUGGUGUAUGAAAUCGAUGGAACGGCUACUUUGAACAGACCUAAGGGAUUGAUUAAAGCUAAACCGGUGGCUAAGAUUGUGGCCAAAACGAGACAAACGGAUUCAAAUGGAUUUAAUAACCAAAUAUAUGACUCACAAAAGAACGGCUCAUUUGAGAAGAGGUUUGAUCCCAUUUCUCAGAGUGAGAACAGUUUACAGCAAAACACUUACAUUUGCGAUGACUUGCAAUCAAACACUUACUAUCAGGACAUGUCUCCGCAAAUAUACGCGAGUCUCAAACGUAAGAAAACUCCUCCGCCACCACCCAAACGGGUCAACUCCAUGCGAAACACACCCAACAGUUCGCCUCUAUAUGUGGGCCCAAACAUGCCUUCAUUCAGUCCUAAUCCUCACUCAACUCAUCGGCAAAGUUAUGAUCAGUUUCAGGAACAGGUGUUCGCCUCGUGUGUCAAGAGUUUGACCUCUCGUUUCUCUAUUAACAACAACACCGACACCAUUGACCGGAAUCCCAGUGCCGGUCGACAUUCUAAAGAGAUAGUGGAUUAUUCCAAUGACUUCCCUCCGCCCCCUUCGCCCUUAUCUUUCAAUGAAUGCCAAAACUAUAAUACAUUGCAGCGAAGGAAAGACAAAUGCGAGCGCGACUGCAAUAUCUCCAGCAGUUCUUCGACUGAAUCGAUGCCUUUCGCCAACGACAACAUCGGGACAAUCAAACAACGCGUCAGUAUUGACUAUACGGACAAAGACGUUCACUCGCCCUCACAUUCAUACACAUGUUCGGCACCCACUUCGAUGACCAGUUCCCCCACAUCUCCCACUCAUCCCAAUAACACUAAAAGUAUUUUAUCAGAAGACUAUUCAAACAAGAAUUCUGACCCGAAAGUAUUAACUAAAAUGGUGUCACCCGUCAAACAUAGAACUACUGACCAUCAGAGAAUGGUUGGCAGAAGUAAUGGACUCAGAGAGAAUCCAUUGGACCCAUUGGAUGAUAUUGAGACAAUGUUAGUGAAUCUGUCCAACCAAUUGGAUCUAAUGCUUGAAACAGAUAAUCACAUGAAGCGUAAUAACAAUUAGUGUUUGACAACUACACAAAGGCUUGAAAUCCUUUUCGUACAAAAUCAAAACUUGAAAUUUGAAUAAAACUUCAGUCAAACUUUAGUGAUAUAUCAAAUGAACGAAUGAAUGCACGAAUACAUCAAAAUGUUUUAUAUUUACAUCUUUGACAGCUGUUCUGUAGUCAUAUACACAGUAUAUAUAAAUUUAUAAAUAUAUCUAAAGCCUAAUUAUUUUAGAAAACCUUUUUAGAGACAAAUUUAUAGUAUUUUUAAUAAAUAGUUCCACAAAACAAAUGUAAUUAUUACUAGUCUUCACUCUAAC